AUGAAUCAAGCGACUCAUAACGAGGACGUUUCCGGAAGCAUGGAGCGCGCUACUGCUGGGUCGACGGCUUUGGCGGAACCUAGGCGAAAGGGACGUGCGACUGCAAAUGCAGGCGAGUCGGUUGUAUCAGGAGAAGUUGCAUCAGAUAUGGACCCUGAGGCUGAGAUCGCACCUCGAGUCGCGGAAUCGCCGAUUGGUCGCACGAAAGUUGUGAUUGAUGCUCCUGCCAGCACAAUCUCAGCAGACGAGAAAAGGACGGAUCAGCGUUAUUCGGAACGCACUGAUGCACAAGCGAAUGCGAAAGAUGAGAUCCGCACAUUGUCGAAAAAAUCUGCCCAGCUAGCUCUCGAUGAGGCGGUGGGUGUUGUCGGAAACCACGACAAACACGCGGAUGACGAAGAGCUUGACGAGGAUUAUGCGCAUGACGAAGACGAGCAUGCUGACGAAGACGAGGAUGUUCACGAAGUUGACCAUGACGAAGACGAGGAUGUUGACGAAGAUGAGUACGACGGAGACGAGCAUGAGGGUAGCGGAUUCAGUUCUGAUGGCUCGGCCGAAGGCCCCUUCAAAGACCCCUCCGAAAGGACAGCAGGUGAAGACACGCCACGUCAUUUUUUUCGCAGUUCCAGCCACGGUGGUCUGCUGCACGAGUUCAGUUUUGGUUGAAUGCUGGCAGAGGUGUUGAAGCCCGUCCGAGGCCAGAGAUGUACUGGUCAUGGUCUCCUCAAAUGGGACCUUUGAGGAGCUCCACUGGGCUGCGCUGGUGCUAUCUUUGUUCACCAAUCUUGAUCACAACCACGAUGGCAAACUGCUUCUGCGGGAAGAGGUUGGCGCGAGUCUCUUCGUUGCUGACUGGGACUCUGGUGGCGCUGUCUCUUUUGGAGAGCGAGAGCUGUUCUCCAACGGAGAAGAACAGUAUGCAGCGGCGGAUUGUUUUUGGGACUGGACACCCCCUGGAAAGAAAGACGCCGUGAUAUUUGAUGCCAAGACCGGUGCACCGCAUGCGUACAGGCCAUCGCUUGACCAGAAGCCGCAGAGCCGCACCAAAUCGAAGAGGGUUAUUACUAGUGAGGCUUCGAAAUUGCAAAAGGAGGAUAAACUGGUUUUCCGAUAGACCAAAUAAUAUGUGGGGACCCUAAGCGAAAGCGUGGGAUCCCUUAUUAUCUUUUUCAGUGGACGUGGAAUACGACAACGCACAAUAAGUGAAGAUGUUUCCCGUUUGUUUGUGCAAAAAUAUCAACUUUCACCGUGCCUGAUGCUUACAGGCAGCGACAGUGUGUUCUGAAUAGAUGUGAGUUUACACGAGGACCCGUGCGCUUCAGCAUUAUUAUACAAGCUUCAAGAUCAAGUAGAUCAUCCAUCAGACGAGAACACGAGGUAGUCGAC
Molecule: messenger RNA, 1386 nt
Organism: Amoebophrya sp. A25
Lineage: Eukaryota; Dinophyceae; Syndiniales; Amoebophryaceae
Source: the annotation of a GenBank genome assembly